UGAAAACGAAAAGUGUCCGCCAAAAACAUACAAAAAAAAAAACAACCAAAGGGCGGGCUUCUCUUUUUUCCUCAGCAUUGUAUAUAUGUUUCAGCAAUUUAAGAAUAUAUUACCAAACACGCCUAUCAACAUUCGUUCUUUAAGCGAGUCUGUAGGUAUCAAUGAUACAGAAUGGAGUCGAAAUUUUGAAAGAAUAGGGCAGCUUCGAAAUGAUUUUCAGAGCCUCAACUCAUUCUUUCAGUCGAGGCCAGGUUCAAGCCAAUCACAUAGCCCUGAACCUCAACAAAUGGAUGACAUGCCCAUGUUAAAGCAACUAAAGUCUACAGAAAAGCUGCUCAACAAACUAUCUCAAAAAGUCGAGGAUGUUCAUGACGCAGACAUUGCCAAUUUUGAAAAAUCAAAAGUAGCAGAUUCUUUGUUACGGCAAUUACAUACCAGCAGUAUUCAACAUUAUGAGGUUUAUAACUUGAUAGAAAAUUCUGAUAAGGUGUUCGAGAAUAUGCUACAUGACAUUGAUUCUGUACAAUCGACAGCAGUAAAUUUAAUGAAUGUAUUACCAGAACUUGAAAAGCAAAUCGAUGAAGUAUCUAUUACUCAUAAUCAAAGAGAAUUUGAAAUAUGGAAACAAAACCAGGAGCAACAAUUGCAGGCUGAGAUACAGGCAAAACAUCAAAUUAUACAUGAGAAAGAAGUGGUACUACAACAAAAAUAUGAGGAAUUUGAUAAGCUACAACGCCAGAAAAAACUUGAGGUAUACGAAGCAACGUUUAACGCACAGUUAGAAGAUUUUAGAAGAAGAAAAGAAUCAGAAGUAUCAUCAAUAUAUUCACAACAAAAUGGUAGCAGCCUGAAUCUGGACAGCGCCAGCUUGAUAACAGCAUUAAAUCAAUUGCGUUUGAAUGAUCAGGACAACGAUCUGGAUACGUUCCUAGGCGAUGCCACCAGCUCAACAAGCGUUGCAAACAUUGACACAGCUCAAACUGAAGAGAGUUUUUCUGCAUCCAAUCAGAUUGAAAAGAGUAAAGGUGCUUCUGAUACAAGUGACGAGGACGAAGACGAUGGAAAUGGUACACAAGUUGAAGUUUUAGAAGACGAAGAUUAUGUCGACUUUUAGACCGUAGAAAUUGAAAAAAUGGUUCUGUACGUUCUGCAGAACUUAUACCCAGCAUCCGCUUUCUGUAAGGUUGUGUUUUAGUUAUAGAAUGAAGUAGUCUACAUUUAUCUGGAGGCUUGAGUCAAAAUAACAAACACAUCAUUAUGGUCAAGUAUAUUGAUUAGCAUAUUGUUGUAUCGCCUUUUGAACUGGACGUUUAUAUACCUUGCAUCAGAGUUAUAAGAAGCAGUAUUGAAUAUUUCUACAAAUAUUCGAAAAACUAGGAUGCUCGUAACUUCCGGGGUUUGCUUUAAGGCUAAAUAACAAAUCCUUUUUACCAAUAAAUUAUGGUAUAUAUCCUUACUGACAUCUAUAUGAAUAUCUUAAGAACCAUAUGGAACGCGCAUUCGCCCUUCUGUUUUGUAAAAUUUAACAAAUGCGCUUGCUGCUAACUUCAAAAAAUACCGAAC
This is a messenger RNA of Mycotypha africana, 1563 nucleotides long. RefSeq lists its product as uncharacterized. The transcript has 7 exons. Lineage: Eukaryota; Fungi; Mucoromycota; Mucoromycetes; Mucorales; Mycotyphaceae. The coding region runs from base 86 to 1114 and encodes 342 amino acids. The record is from RefSeq and is a predicted model, not a curated record.